Molecule: messenger RNA, 2473 nt
Organism: Apis cerana (Asiatic honeybee)
Lineage: Eukaryota; Metazoa; Arthropoda; Insecta; Hymenoptera; Apidae
Product: protein phosphatase 1 regulatory subunit 21
Cellular component (GO): membrane; early endosome
Source: RefSeq, a predicted model, not a curated record
ACGACUAACUUCUCUCUAGUAGAAUAUCUUAACAAUUGACAGUCAUCGAAAAAUACAUACAGAAUCUGGUAUAAAAGUGUAUAUUAUUUGGGGGCGUUAAGUUCAUUUAUUUUUCAUUUGUAAAAUUUUUUUAUCAAAUAAUUAAUUUUAUUUUUUUACAAAUUCGUUAAAAAUUUUCAAUGUUUUCUGGUUGACAUUGACAUUUAUAUAAAAGUGCCAAUAUGUAUAUAUUUCUUGUUAGAAAAUAUUAUACUACAAUAGAUAUUCUAACAAUAAGUAAUUUUUAAUGAUUACUAUAGAAAGUUACAAUAACAGAUUGACGAUCGAAAGAAUGGAAAACGUUAUGGAGAGUGUCAAUGGACAACUGCAAAUAAAAUAUCAAAAAAUUGCUACAGAAUACUCAAAAAUUCGUGCCCAAGCAAAUGUGUUAAAAAAAGCUGUGAUUGAUGAGCAAGCACGUAAUGCAGAUAUUCGAGAGCAACUAAAAGAGAAAGAAGUAGAACUUAGGAGAGCUGAACAAGAAUUAGAUAGUUUAUCAUUUCGAAAUCAACAAUUAACUAAACGUAUAACUGUGUUGCAAGAAGAACUUGACAAAGCUCAAAAUAAAUCCAAGAAAGGGAAAAAUAAAUUGUUGGAAAAUAAUAGUCAAGUACUUGCAUCGCCGAAUCAUAUCUUAGAUGAAGAAUUCCAGAAAAAAAUAGUUGAGAAUGCUCAGUUAUUAUCACAAAUUAGUGAUAAAGAUAGUGAAAUUGAAACUUUAAAUGAAAGAAUACAACAAUUAGAAUCUAAAUUAGAUCAUUGUGAAAAAUCUAAAAUUGAAUUAGAAUGUCAAUAUCAGAAUAUUGUAGAUAAACUGGAAAGAGAAAGGAAUGAUUUACAAAAAAAAUUAAGUGAUAAACAAAAACAAGAAGAAAACGUUUCAUGGUCUAGUAAUGAAGGUAAACGGGAUGGAUACGAAUCUGAUAAUAGGAUAGGACAUUCGAAUCUUCCACAAAUAGAACCAUCUCCACUCUCAUCGCCAUCUGCAUCGCGUAGAUCAUCAAAAUCUAUUAGUGAAGGCCGAUCUCAUAAAAUACAAGAAGAGGGUAAUAAUUUUGAUUUUUCAAAAUCUUGUGAAGUAUUAGAAAAAGAAAUUAAUCAUUGGAGGGCACAAUAUCACAUACUUAAAAUAAAAUAUGAUGAAAUACAGAAAAAAGAAUAUACAAAUAAUAUUGAACAUGAAUCUUUACAACUUGCAGAAAUAAAUCAUAUGAUUGGGAGAUUAACAGUACCAUUUGCAAUACCAGAAGAAAUUGAGGCUCGAGAAGCAAAAAUCCAAGAUUAUUUCCUACAAGAAAUUGAUAAAUUAAUAAUGGAGAAACAUAUUUAUCAUGUAAAAAAUUUAGCUAUGGCUGCAACUAACGAAGUUCUGCAAGUUCAUUUGGAUACAAGUGAAUCAAAGAGAGAAAAAUGCGAAUCUGCGCUUACAGAGGCACUCUUAAAUUCUAAUAUUUUACAGAAAGAUAAAGAAAUACAAGAAGGAAACUAUAAAGCACAACUCAGUACUAUGAGUGAACAUCUUGCCAAUAUGAAUGAAAAACUUAUUUCGCAAACAGAAGAAAUACAACAAUUAAAAUUUCAACUUGUAAAUAAGGUAAUGAUUUAUUUUAAAUAUAAGUACUAUUAUUUUAAAUACUCAGUAUAUGGUUUAAUAAUUUUCAGAAUAGUAAAAAAGGAAAACAAAAGUGAUACAAAAGUCAGGUUAUGAAUUAACAAUUAUUGACAUUCCAGCAGUAACAUGCUUUAAUCUGAACCAUUAACAAUUUUAAUUUCGUGUAUAUAUGAAAUUUACACUUUUCAAAUAAUCAUUAUUUUUUAUCAUAUAUAUUAACUAAUAUAUUAAGGAAUUUUUUAAAUCAGAUUCAUUAUUUUAUUUAUAAUAAAAAAAUAAAAUUAUUUACUAUAAUUUACGCUUAUAUUAUAAAACAUUUACAAAAAUUAUAUAUCAUGUAAAAUCAUAAUAUACAUUAUCAUUUAUAUGUAUAUAUUCACGAUCAAUUUACUAUUAAUAUACACAUGAAUUGGAUAAUUUUUUUGUUGAAUACUUUAAAUUAAAACUUUUCUUUGUAUCUUAAAUAAUAAAAUUAAAAUCUUCUUUAAUAAUAUAAUAUAAUAUAAUAAAUGAAAUUAUUAAAUCAACUGAAAAAAUUUAUUUUUCUUUUUUUUAACAAAAAAAGUCUAAAAUAUUCCACUGCUGUAUUACUGCCCUUCUCUUGCGUCCCUCCUUUUCCUUUAAUUUUUUUUUUCACAGAAAAUGUACUUCAACGUAGAUAUUUAUGUUGCACAUAUGUUGUACUUAUUUCGAUGGGACGGCCGAAUGGAAAUAUAGAAAUGUUUAUUCAAACAUCGAUGAAAAUAAAUCAUCUAUGUCCAAGAAUUUACAACAAAAAAUAUACAACAAUUUGUAUCGAAAUAAAAAAAUAUUUAAAGUUUA